CCUUGUUCUGAUACCAUGGUAAGAGAGAGAGAGAGGGAGAGAGAGAGAGAGAGUCUUGAGCUUGGCAUGGCAAGUGCUCUGGAAACACUUUGUGGCCAAGCAUAUGGAGCAAAACAACAUCACAUGUUAGGAGUUUACCUGCAGAGAUCAUGGAUAGUCUUGAUCAUUUGCACCACCCUUCUCCUCCCUCUCUUCAUAUUCACAGCUCCGAUCCUUCGCUUCCUCGGCCAAGAACAAUCAAUUGCAUCAAUGGCAGGAACCUUCUCAUUGUGGUUCAUCCCUAUCAUCUAUUCCUUCGUCUUCUCCUUCACCUUUCAGAUGUAUCUCCAAUCCCAGAGCAAGAACCGAAUCAUUGCGUAUUUAGCUGCACUAUCACUCAUUCUCCAUAUUUCUUUGUCUUGGAUAACUGUAACAAAGCUGCAUAUGGGAGUUUUUGGGGCAAUGGGCUCAAUGGUAUUGGCAAUGUGGAUACCAAUAUUUGGUCAGUUUGCGUUUUUAUUGUGUGGGGGAUGCCCGGAUACUUGGACGGGGUUUUCGUGGAUUGCUUUCAAAGAUUUGUGGCCUGUUAUCAGGCUCUCAUUGUCAUCAGGUGCAAUGGUUUGUUUGGAAUUAUGGUACAAUACUAUAUUGGUUUUGCUAACAGGACACAUGAAAAAUGCCGAGACAGAGAUUGAUGCGCUCUCUAUCUGCCUCAACAUCAAUGGAUGGGAAAUGAUGAUAUCCCUUGGUUUCUUGGCAGCAGCAGGUGUUCGAGUGGCAAAUGAGCUAGGCGCUGGGAGCGCAAAAGCUGCAAAAUUCUCCAUUGUUGUGGUGGUCGGUGAAUCACUUUCUAUUGGAUCUGUUCUCUUUGUUUUGUUUCUUUUAUUUCGCGGGAGUCUUGCUUAUGUAUUCACAGAGGACGGAGAAGUGGCAAGUGAAGUCGCUGUCCUCUCCCCUCUAUUGGCUUUCUCCAUCCUACUGAAUAGUGUUCAGCCAGUGCUUUCUGGGGUUGCUGUUGGCGCAGGCUGGCAAAGUGUGGUAGCCUAUGUGAAUGUUACAUGUUACUACUUGAUAGGGAUACCCCUAGGAAUCGUGCUUGGAUAUUUGAUUGGUUAUCAAGUCAAGGGGAUUUGGAUAGGAAUGAUAUUCGGAACUUUAGUUCAGACAAUUGUUCUCAUUUGCAUAACAUGGAGAACAAAUUGGGACAAUCAGGUAACUAUCGCCCAAGCACGGGUUAAUAAGUGGCUGAUACCAAAAUCUGCGGAGACUAAUGGUGGUAGAGAAAUUGCAUGACCAACUAAUUAGAAGAAAGUUCUUUGGAAAAAAUAAAUGAACUCUUUUUUGUGUAUUCUAACUUACUCCCAACGAAGACAUAGUUGUGGUGAUUCAUGGUGAAAUAGAUUUCAACAAAAAUACAUUUUGUUCGUCUCUUAGCCUAUCUAUGCCUUUGAGCUUCAUACA
This is a messenger RNA of Asparagus officinalis (garden asparagus), 1440 nucleotides long. RefSeq names its product protein DETOXIFICATION 21-like. The transcript is spliced from 8 exons. Lineage: Eukaryota; Viridiplantae; Streptophyta; Magnoliopsida; Asparagales; Asparagaceae. Bases 16 to 1272 code for a protein of 418 amino acids. Gene Ontology annotation, biological process: xenobiotic detoxification by transmembrane export across the plasma membrane. The record is from RefSeq and is a predicted model, not a curated record. Gene Ontology annotation, molecular function: xenobiotic transmembrane transporter activity; antiporter activity. Gene Ontology annotation, cellular component: membrane.